UGAGUUUGAAACUGGCCUCAGUCGGCGUCCCCGGAGCUGAGGCUGAGUAGACGCUGCCGUCGCCCCAGCCGCCGCUGCUGUCCCUUCGGCCUCGGCCUGUUCUAGUCUCCAGCACAUUGAAUAAAAAUGGAAGACUAUACAAAAAUUGAGAAAAUUGGGGAAGGUACCUAUGGUGUUGUAUAUAAGGGUCGACAUAAAACUACAGGUCAGGUGGUGGCCAUGAAGAAAAUCAGAUUGGAGAGUGAGGAGGAGGGCGUUCCAAGCACUGCGAUUCGAGAAAUUUCUCUGUUGAAAGAACUUCGUCACCCUAACAUCGUCAGCCUUCAAGAUGUACUCAUGCAAGAUGCUAGACUCUACCUCAUUUUUGAAUUCCUCUCUAUGGACCUCAAGAAGUACUUGGAUUCUAUCCCUCCUGGCCAGUAUAUGGAUUCUUCACUUGUUAAAAGUUAUUUGUAUCAAAUCUUACAAGGCAUUGUCUUUUGUCACUCACGAAGAGUUCUUCACAGAGAUUUGAAACCUCAGAAUCUAUUAAUAGAUGAUAAAGGUGUAAUUAAACUAGCUGACUUUGGACUUGCACGGGCCUUUGGAAUACCUAUAAGGGUCUAUACACAUGAGGUGGUAACACUGUGGUACCGAUCUCCAGAGGUGUUGCUGGGCUCUGCCAGAUAUUCAACUCCAGUAGACAUUUGGAGCAUAGGCACAAUAUUUGCUGAAUUAGCAACAAAGAAGCCACUUUUCCACGGGGAUUCUGAAAUAGACCAGCUCUUCCGAAUCUUCAGAGCUCUGGGGACUCCUAAUAAUGAAGUGUGGCCAGAAGUCGAGUCACUGCAGGAUUAUAAGAAUACAUUCCCCAAGUGGAAACCAGGAAGUCUGACGUCACAUGUCAAGAACCUCGAUGAAAAUGGCAUCGAUCUGCUCUCUAAAAUGUUGGUCUAUGAUCCUGCCAAACGAAUUUCCGGCAAAAUGGCAUUGAAUCAUCCGUAUUUUAAUGACCUGGACAGUCAGAUUAAGAAGCUCUAGUUGUCCAGCCAAGUGAUUUUCCGGUUUUGUAUCAAGAAUGGAUAGCCCUCUUGUUAAUAUUAAGCUCUGUCAACAUUUGUCUUUAUAUAUGUGUUUCCUUUUUUCCUUGUAAAAUUGAAAACUGUCCUGUUUUUCCAAGGUGUUGCUUACAACUGUAAAUAUCAUAAUAAUGCUCUAUGUAGAUCUCAUCAAUACAGCUGUUUUUCUGUUUUUCUAUAAAUAAAAUUGUAAAUCCAGCAUUGAUGUGCGGGGCUUGGGGGAAGUUGGAGCUAAUUUUAAAACAAUAUUUGCAUAUUUGAGAUGUCAUUUAGGAGCAUAAAUCAGACUCAAAUUUUAUUAUGUUAUAAAAUAAUCCUAAGACCCUUCCCUGUAUUUUUUGUAUGUUUAAAUUGAAUUCCAAUUGCCUAUGGCAAUGUGAAAUUUAAAUUUGUCUUCAGUGAAGGGAAAGUAAGGAUAUAGGAUUUCAAAUAAUUUAUCCAGUUAAAAGUUGAAAACUCACUAAGUUUAGAUUUUUCAUGUGGUAGGAUACAUGCAUACAUUGGUAUAUUUUCCCUGGCUUCCCACUUUAUGACUCGGAAUAAUUAUAUGAAUUUGGCAAUGUACCUCAGUGCCUUAUAAACACAAGGGCAUGCUAAGAAUUCCCUGAAUCAGAAGAACAUAUAGCAAAUUCAUCUCUUUUGACAGGUUUAAUUAUGAGAUAAAUAUAAUUUAAAGGUGAAAUUUGAACCUUUAAAAGACAUAAUCACCAAUUCAUCUAUUCUUAAAUAAAGAAAAACAUCUUAAGUAAGACAACUAUUUUUGAAAAUAAUGCCCAAUAAUGAUGAUUGGCAUCUUAACGUAAUUAAUAAUGCUACCUGGUAGUUUUGGUUAUAGCUAUAGAUUAGCCCUUUCUGAAAGAGUGUUGAUGGGUUUUAGUGGGGAAGGUGCUUUGAUACUUGUAUUUAUCUUAGUCCCCAGAGCUAUUUUUUCUAAAUCAUUGAACUAGGUAGACCUUCCUUUUUACUCUUCCUCUUUGGCCUACUUAACGAUUUGUCAUGAUCAAAAGCAUCAGUCUGCACUAGUGUUCUUUUUACCACCAUGUAAAUAGUUCCCCAUUGCCUGGCUUGACUGUAUUUCCUGCCAUGUGUAUAGUCGGCCUAAAAGGGGACUGUGAAUGUUGCACAGCUGCUUCCCUCUUAAUAAGUCAUGGUAAAUUGGCCUAGUUUUGGAUCCUGGGUCAUGGACAUUUCAUUUUAAGCAGUUCUGGGAACAUACAUGAAUUUAUUCCCCUGUUAAUAAUUUGGCUGUGGAGCAACUCUAAAACUCAUUUGUUUCAGAUACGUAGAUAGCAAGACUACAUGCAUUUGGGAAGAGGGAAGAAGGCCAGGCAAAUUUUCAUUCUUUGAAAAUGACCUUUGGGAACAUAUUUACUUACUUAUCCUUCUGUGUUUGAAAUGGAUAAUUUGUGCAUAGUUUAGCAUAAAUUAGAAAAGUAAUUUGCAUUAAUCUAAUUUCUGAGUUCUGAAAGUUAGUGCUAGUUUGAAACUUCCUAGCUAUAUGUUGAUAAAAGGAUUUGACUAUUAAAUUUAGUUUUUCAUCAAUGUGAAUGAUUCUAAUGAGCACUUUGGGGUUUCAGGGGAGCAAGUUGAUUUUAUCUACAUUAGCUCAGCAGUGCUUAUAAUGCAAAGUGAACAGAUUUCUACUGGAUUCAUCAUUUGGUCAGGUGGAAGACAUUGCUGAAAGCCACUGUUUGGAUGUUAAAAUAAUUUUAGCACCUGUUGGGUGAAUAUAGAAGAACUAGUUUCCUUCUACAUUUACUGCAUUUCUUUUAAAAAUAAAGAAAAUAGAGGUACAGCACAUGUUCUGCUGGAAAGUAUCACUAAUUGGCACUUUAAAUGACAUUUCAGUCUUAAGGGGAUGGAUAAUAAAAUUGCAGUAUU
Sarcophilus harrisii (Tasmanian devil) is the source of this 2939-nucleotide messenger RNA. RefSeq names its product cyclin dependent kinase 1 (gene CDK1). Gene Ontology annotation, biological process: mitotic G2 DNA damage checkpoint signaling; protein phosphorylation; G2/M transition of mitotic cell cycle. Lineage: Eukaryota; Metazoa; Chordata; Mammalia; Dasyuromorphia; Dasyuridae. Gene Ontology annotation, molecular function: RNA polymerase II CTD heptapeptide repeat kinase activity; ATP binding; cyclin-dependent protein serine/threonine kinase activity. The transcript is spliced from 8 exons. The coding region runs from base 127 to 1020 and encodes 297 amino acids. The record is from RefSeq and is a predicted model, not a curated record. Gene Ontology annotation, cellular component: nucleus.